Messenger RNA from Miscanthus lutarioriparius, 1125 nucleotides. The record is from the annotation of a GenBank genome assembly. Lineage: Eukaryota; Viridiplantae; Streptophyta; Magnoliopsida; Poales; Poaceae.
AUGGAGCUCGCUAACAACAACAACGCCAUUCCUCUGCUGACCCCCUACAAGAUGGGCGAGUUCCAGCUCAACCACCGGGUGGUGCUGGCGCCGCUGACGCGGCAGCGCUCCUACGGCAACGUGCCGCAGCCGCACGCCGCCGUCUACUACGCGCAGCGCGCCACCCGUGGCGGGCUCCUCAUCACGGAGGCGACGGGCGUCUCCGACACGGCGCAGGGCUACAAGGACACCCCCGGGGUGUGGACGCCCGAGCAGGUACGCGCGUGGCGGCCCAUCGUGGACGCCGUCCACGCGAAAGGCGCCGUCUUCUUCUGCCAGCUCUGGCACGUCGGCCGCGUCUCCACCACCGCGUUCCAGCCCGGCGGCGCCGCGCCCAUCUCCAGCACCGACCGCGGCGUGUCCCCGCAGGUCAGCCACGACGGGCACGUCGAGGAGUUCUCCCCGCCGCGGCGGCUGGAGGCGAGCGAGAUCCCGGGUAUCGUCGACGACUUCCGCCUUGCGGCGCGCAACGCGAUCGACGCCGGCUUCGACGGCGUCGAGGUCCACGGCGCCAACGGGUACAUCAUCGAGCAGUUCCUCAAGGACAGCGCCAACGACCGCGACGACGAGUACGGCGGGUCGCUGGAGAACCGCUGCCGCUUCGCGCUCGAGGUCGUCCGCGCCGUCGCCGGCGAGGUCGGCGCGGGCCGCGUCGGCGUCCGCCUCUCGCCCUUCACGGACUACAUGGACUGCCACGACUCCGACCCGGAGGCCCUGGCUGGGUACCUGGUGGAGAGGCUCAGCGACGUCGGCGUGCUCUACUGCCACAUGAUCGAGCCGCGGAUGGCCAUCGUCGACGGGCGCCGGCAGAUCCCGCACCGCCUCCGCCCGUUCAGGGACGCGUUCCGAGGAACCUUCAUCGCCGCCGGCGGGUACGACAGGGCGGAGGGGAACAAGGUGGUGGAGGAAGGGUACACGGACCUCGUCUCCUACGGCAGGCUGUUCCUCGCCAACCCGGACCUGCCCCGGAGGCUCCGCCUCCCCGACGCGCCGCUCAACAAGUACGACCGCACCACCUUCUACACCUCCGACCCCGUGGUCGGAUACACCGACUACCCGUUCCUCGACGACGACGCUGACAAAUAA